UUCCUCUCUGGCGGGAGCCGCGCGCGCCCCUCUCUUCGCGCUGCUGGCCCGAGGCCGCCGCAGGCGGAUGCACGACCUCAGGAGACGCUGGGACCUGGGCUCCCUCUGCCGGGCCCUGCUCACCCGGGGCCUGGCCGCCCUGGGCCACUCGCUGAAGCACGUGCUCGGCGCGAUCUUCUCCAAGAUUUUCGGUCCCUUGGCCAGCGUCGGGAACAUGGAUGAGAAAUCCAACAAGCUGCUGCUGGCUUUGGUGAUGCUCUUCCUAUUUGCCGUGAUCGUCCUCCAAUACGUGUGCCCCGGCACAGAAUGCCAACUCCUCCGCCUGCAGGCGUUCAGCUCCCCGAUGCCGGACCCGUACCGCUCGGAGGAUGAGAGCUCCGCCAGGUUCGUGCCCCGUUACAAUUUCAGCCGCGGCGACCUCCUGCGCAAGGUAGACUUCGACAUCAAGGGCGAUGACCUGAUCGUGUUCCUGCACAUCCAGAAGACUGGAGGCACCACUUUCGGCCGCCACCUGGUGCGCAAUAUCCAGCUGGAGCAACCGUGCGAAUGCCGCGUGGGUCAGAAGAAAUGCACUUGCCACCGGCCGGGUAAGCGGGAGACCUGGCUCUUCUCCAGGUUCUCCACGGGUUGGAGCUGCGGACUGCACGCCGACUGGACCGAGCUCACCAGCUGCGUGCCCGCCGUGGUGGACGGCAAGCGCGACGCCAGGCUGAGACCGUCCAGACGUACAUCAUGAUCACCAUCAACGUCUCUUUCUCCUGCGUCAUCAGUGUCUGCUCACUACUGCAUCGCUCCCAUCAGCAUAAACCCAUGCCUGGCACCUCUGCCCCACUGUCUGCUUGCACUGCUCCCUCACAAAGCCAACCCAUCAGGACAGUCUUCCAGACUCACUCUGUCCAUUUCCACAUGAGCCCACUCCAGUCAAGCUUCUAUCCCCGUCACUCCAGCAAAACUGCUCCAACUGAGGUCACAGAUGACCACCAUGCUGCAAAAUUCAAGCUGGAUUCAAAGGCUUUCAUUGCCACAAGUGUGACAGCCCAAUGAGGGAAGCAGUGCCCUAUGCUGUGGUGUGACACAUCCCAUCUGGAAAUGGGCCAGAAGUAGCAAAGCGGCAGACAAAAGCAAAUGGACUUAGCGUGUAAAUCUCCCUCACCUGCUUCUCCUCCUGGAGACCUGUGAGCUCCCUGGUAACACAGCAGACUUACCUCUCAGAGUAUGGAGUGCUGUCACGUGGGAGUUUCUUCUCCAUGUGGCCUGAGUCCUCAGUGCUGCCGACGCUGCAGGGAGUGUGAUGGGAGAGAGGAGAGCAGUCAUGAGUGGAGAAGGCUUUUCUGAUUAACACAGGACUCUGCAUGACCAGCCAUCAUCUGUUAUGCUAAAUGAACUUGGUGCCAACGAGGCAUAAUUCUCUCAGAGAAGAGCUCUUACACUGGGGGCAAAGAAGACCUGCUGUGGUGAGGAAGAUGAGAAGGGGGUGGCUAGGAUUCUGGAGAACUGUCAGUUUCACGGACCAGGGGGAAAGGUCCAUGGCUUUUCUCCCCACAUAUGCGCCUCGGUUAUAAUGUGACAAUCGCCAGGAGCCCACUCACAGCAGGAAUCAACUAAGAAUGGGAACAAAAAAAAACAAGGAAACAUUCCAACAUAAUACCGUGCUGGGUUACACAGUGGAAUUAGGGGUGAUUUUUUUUUUUUUCCUUUUCGCAUCUUCAGUUUUCAAUAAUAUGACUUUUUAUAAUAAAAA
Balaenoptera ricei (Rice's whale) is the source of this 1741-nucleotide messenger RNA. RefSeq names its product heparan-sulfate 6-O-sulfotransferase 2-like. Gene Ontology annotation, molecular function: heparan sulfate 6-sulfotransferase activity. The record is from RefSeq and is a predicted model, not a curated record. The transcript is spliced from 4 exons. Gene Ontology annotation, cellular component: membrane. The coding region runs from base 68 to 736 and encodes 222 amino acids. Lineage: Eukaryota; Metazoa; Chordata; Mammalia; Artiodactyla; Balaenopteridae.